Selaginella moellendorffii is the source of this 1764-nucleotide messenger RNA. Its product is annotated as histidine decarboxylase. Gene Ontology annotation, biological process: carboxylic acid metabolic process. The record is from RefSeq and is a predicted model, not a curated record. The coding region runs from base 1 to 1704 and encodes 567 amino acids. The transcript has 4 exons. NCBI's taxonomy places the organism in Eukaryota, Viridiplantae, Streptophyta, Lycopodiopsida, Selaginellales, Selaginellaceae. Gene Ontology annotation, molecular function: carboxy-lyase activity; pyridoxal phosphate binding.
AUGGCGAGUUCCAUGAGUGAUCUAUUUCCCGCGCAGCGCGUUUCCCCUCCCACCACUGACGAUUAUGUCUAUCCUCCACUUCCCAAAGCUCUCGAGGGUGUCAACUUCGAUCUUGCGUCGAGUUUGAGGGACAGCAAGCUCCAAGAGCAUCCGGCCAACCGUCUGCAAGCCCGCCAGGAGGCCCUUAACAAGUCGCUCGACUAUCUCAAGCAGCAGCAGUCCCACUUCAUGGGCUUCCAGGCCAACCAGAAGAUGAGCUUUGACGAACUGAAUGACUUCCUCAACGUGCAUAUUAACAACAUUGGGGACCCAUUUGUGGAGGGCACUUGCACCACCAACACCAAGUUCAUGGAGCGCGCCGUGCUCGACUACUACGCGUCGCUGUGGAACGCGAACUGGCCUCAUAAAUCGGCCCUCCUGGGUGACGAGGAAGGGAACAGCUACUGGGGAUUCCUCCUCACCAUGGGAUCCACCGAAGGCAACAUCCGUGCCUCCAAAUGCCAAGCCCAGGCAAGGAGCGCAGCUCCAUUCCCAGAAUGCUCCGACGAGUUUUGUGAGAACUACUUCUCGCCGGUUGCGUUCUAUUCGGAGGACACGCACUACUCGUUCGCAAAGGCGACCCGGCUCAUCGCCAUCCCCACUUUCGGAGUGGUGGGCGAGGAGAAGUACCCCGGGAUGUGCCCGAUCACCCAAGAUGGGAAGUGGCCGGACGAGGUCCCCUCGUACGAGGAGGGCCCCGAGGAUGGAACCAUCCACACCCAGUCUCUCGCGGAGCUAGUGCUCUUCUUUGCACGGAGGGGCCACCCCAUCUUCGUUAACCUCAACUAUGGCACCACCUUCAAGGGCGCCUAUGAUAGCGUCGUUAAGGCCAUGGCCGCGCUCAUGCCCAUCUUCCAGUUCUACGGCCACGACAAGCGGGUCAUCGACGCCGGCGGCAAGGAGAGUGUACGGACGGGAUUUUGGAUCCACGUCGAUGGCGCACUCGGUGCUGCUUACAUUCCGUAUCUGAAGCUGGCCGCGGAAGAGGGCUGCAAGUUUGAGGAUGGUGACGCUGUGGAAGUCGCGCCCGAGUUUGAUUUCAGCCUGGACGCUGUGCAUUCCAUCUCAAUGAGCGGGCACAAGUGGAUGGGUGCGCCAAUUCCAUGCGGACUUUUCAUGUCCAAGAGAAGGUACCAAAUCAACCCACCGAGCAAUCCGAUCUACACUGGCACUCCAGACACCACCUUUGCUGGCUCCAGGAAUGGCCUUUCGGCGGUCUUCUACUGGAGCUACAUCUCCAAGCAUACACUCAAGCAGCAUAUUGACAAGGCCGUGAAUUGCCAGGGGAUGGCACGAUUCAUCUACAACACCAUGAAAGAGCUGGGCAAGAAACUCAAGCUCGAUCUCUGGGUUGCACGAUCUCCACUCUCGCUCACUGUUCGUUUCCGGCAGCUCAACCAUGACCUGGUGCUCAAGUACAGCCUCUCCAACGAGACGCUAGUGGUCAAUGGUGUGCAACGCCUCUAUUCACACGUCUUUGCAAUGGAGCAUGUCACCAAGGAAUUGGUGCUCAUGCUAGUGGAGGACGUGAUGAAGCUCGGACACAAAGCUUUCAAGGAUUUAUCGGAUGGAAUUGCAGGUGGAAUCGAUGGACUGGCUACAGCGAUGGAUGCUCCUCUUGUUUCAUGUGUGCCAUUCCAGAGUCGUGGUUUCACCGGCAACUAAAGAACUUGUGAUCAUAAAUUACAUAAUAAGUAAAUAAAUGUUGUUGGAGAUUGCAAUGGC